This is a messenger RNA of Ogataea philodendri, 873 nucleotides long. RefSeq lists its product as uncharacterized. The record is from RefSeq and is a predicted model, not a curated record. Gene Ontology annotation, molecular function: RNA binding; structural constituent of ribosome. The transcript has a single exon. The coding region runs from base 1 to 873 and encodes 290 amino acids. Gene Ontology annotation, biological process: translation. Gene Ontology annotation, cellular component: mitochondrial small ribosomal subunit; ribosome. NCBI's taxonomy places the organism in Eukaryota, Fungi, Ascomycota, Pichiomycetes, Pichiales, Pichiaceae.
AUGUUCAGAGGUCAAGUUUUGAACGUCGGCCUUUCUGGAACCGCGCGUGUGUUCACACGGAAUAUAACCAGUGUGCCGCGUCGGAUUGCUCCAGUUUUCCGUUAUGGAUCGGACAACGUUGAGAAGAGAGACGCGCGAUUGGAAAAACUGAGACUUGUUCCUCCAAGACCAACUGUUUUUGCCAGAAACCCAUACCACGAAGAUAACAUGGAGGUUCUUUUGGAGAUGUUGAAUAAGCACUCGUCUUUGCCAUACAGCAAGAAAAAUUCAGAGGGAACUACGUGGAUUUCCUUUGACGACUACAAGAAAAGAGGUGAUGGUGCCAAAUGUAAAGGAGCAGAGUACGCCAAGUUGAAACAGACACUGGUUCGUCUGGACUCUAUUGAUCCACAGCUUAAGAGCCAGGAGCUGGAAGAAAUUUUGAACAGUUACAAGGUUUCUAAAUCUAAGAAGGAGGUGAUAAAGAAAGUGAAAGAAUUGGAUAGCAAAGGAAGGGCAGUUGCCGUAGGAAGAAGAAAGGACUCGAGCGCAAAGGUUUAUGUGGUUGAAGGAGAAGGAACUAUUUUGGUUAAUGAACUUUCAUUCGACAAGAAAUUCGUCAACAUCAAAGACAGAAUGAGAAUAUUGCAACCUUUGCAAUUGGUUCAAUCGGAAACCAAAUAUAACGUUUUCGCACUUUCAAGAGGUGGUGGAAGCACCGGACAAGCUGAUGCUGUGCGUCUUGCUAUUGCUAAAGCUUUGGUGAUCCACAAUCCAUUAUUUGAAAGCAUAUUACAGAAGAACGGCUGUUUGACCAGAGAUCCUAGAGCUGUUGAGAGAAAGAAGCCUGGAAAGUUGAAGGCCAGAAAGGCCCCAACUUGGGUCAAGCGUUGA